CUGAGGCCCACAUUCCAUUUCAGAGCAUUCUUGGGGAUGUGUUUCCCUGGUGAGUGGGUUCAAAACCUAAAAGGGUGGGCAAAGCAUAGUCCAUAGCUUCCCCUAAAGCAGGGCAUCAUGGGAUAAUUUGGAUCAUUUGCAGGGUUGGGAGGCUUUUUUUUCCAAACCAGAAGUGAUCAUUCUAAUACUCAACUGUCAUAAGGUUGAGUUUAAAAUGCCAACAUAUUUUAGCUUAAAAUAAAGGAUACAAAGCGGGUAUGUGCCUCCAAGUGAACUCUCAACUUUACCUACAUGUUGACUCUCCACUCAACAAUGAGUCUACUUUAGUUGGGACUAACCAAUACAACUCAGACUAUAGUGCAGCUUGUGUGUUCGUAACUUGGUUAGAGUUGUUUUAGUUAUAGCUUGGGCUGAUGUGCAGUUUUUGGACUAGUUUAACUGGCUAUGGUUCACUGUCUUGUUGGCUUUCUAAAUCCCUUAAAAGAUUUCUGUGAUGGUGAGAAGUGCCUCGCUGUAAAUUAGAGGAAUGGAUGCUAAAUUUGUUAAAUAUAUGAACAAUGGCAAGAUACUCAGCAAGACAGACAGAGGUAGGAAGAAUCAGACCUCAUCUCUCACACAAACAGUUAAUGUCAGUUAAUACAGGAAAGCCUGCAUUCAGGACUUCAGUUAUAAAUGAGGGCCAGUCCAUGGAAAGCCAUUAACUGCUGUUCAUUUCUUUCCAUUCCAAUGUCAUAGCUGGUGGAACAUUCACAUUCAAAAAAGCAAAGGGAAACGGCUAACCUGCUGGAAUUUUCCACUGCAGAAGAGUAUGCGGGAGUAAUCUCGAACCAAGCUCUGUUGUUUGCCUUCCUCUUUGCCACUUGCAUGUCCUCAUAGGUACAUUUUACAAGAUGGAGUUAUAAUACUGGAAGAUGGGGGUGGGUGCCAGGUGAAAUUCCUGGGAGCCUCUCUGUCUCCUGAUUCCUUCCCCUCUCUGCAAUACUACUUGGUAUCACCCUGCUAGUAACUCUGAGAACCUUUAGCAAUGCAAAGAUUGUGCCACUGAACCCGGGUGUUGGUGGGACUCUCAGAGGAAGCCAUUUAUGACCGGGAUGUCUAAGAGACAAAGGUAUGUGAUGCCUGUGUCAGAAUUGGUCGCAGCGGUCCUCGUUGGUUGGUUUCUUGGGUGUUGAUGAGUUUUAAAGAAGCCUUCUGAAACUAAAUCAAGGUCUGUCUUCUUCCAUUCAGCAUCCCCAUCAGUCAUUCUUUCCGCUUCAGGCUAUUCAAGAUAGAGACCGUUGUCUGCAAACAAGUGGGACCCAACGUUGAUGUAAAACAUGGUGUGUGAUGGUAGAGGCUUCAUGAACCAGCUUGUUCUCCAGCUGGGAACCUGUGUUGCAUUGCUUGGGUUCGUCCUUCCCAUCCUACUCCCUAGCUCAUUUCCUCAUGUCACAUACAAUUCCUAUGAGGUGAUCAUUCCAAGACAGUUGGUGGCACAGGAAGGAGAGGAGGAGGAUUCCUAUAGCAUCACAGCAGCAGGGAAGGAGUAUAUCAUUCGACUAAAACCCAAAAUGACCUUUCUUACUAAAAACAUUCCUGUAUUCACAUAUGAUUCUGAGGGGAAUCGGAUUGAGAGUCAGCCCUACAUCCCUGCCAAAUGCUACCAUGAAGGGUACGUGGAAGGUGUGGUAGAUUCACUUGUAGCACUCCGCACUUGCAAUGGUCUGAAGGGAUCUCUGAAAAUCAGAGGCAAAGAUUAUGGGAUUGAGCCUAUUGAAGACUCAUUAACAUUUCAGCAUCUUCUCUAUCUGACUGAUGAAGUGGAGGCCAAUUCCUCAGUAUCCAGACUGGGAGCAGAAGAGGUGGAGUGGCAGACAAAAGAACUCAAAAGGCAAAGUAGGGCCCUUGGGAUGCCUCUGACCAACCCAAAACAUCCAAAGUAUGUUGAGCUCUAUAUUGUGGUGGACAAUGCUUUGUUUCUCAUGGAAUCUAGCAAUCAAACGACAACGAUCUACUUCAUUUUGGAUGUAAUGAACAUGGUGGAUGCUCAGUUCCAUCUUCUGAACACACAUAUCAGUCUAAUUGGGCUGGAAAUAUGGAACAGAGGCAACCUUAUAAGUGAUUCAAAAGACAUCACAACUGCUCUUGAUGAUUUCAAUAACUGGAGAUUGAGGCAUUUCACCCGAUUGCCUAAGCAUGACACAGCCCACUUGUUCAUCCAUCAGAAUUUUAGUAACAUCUUUGGGAAGUCCUAUAAAAGUGGAAUCUGCAACAAAAAGUUUUCUGCAGGGGUACAAGCCUAUGGAGGAAAGGACAUGGUCCUCUUUUCAAAGGAGGUUACACAUGAGCUUGGCCAUCACUUGGGGCUUGAAGAUGAUGACCGUACCUGUUUCUGUGGCCCAUACAAAAAUUGCAUCAUGAGUUCAUUUAAGAUAACAGUCAGUAUGUUCAGUAACUGCAGUGUUGAGACUUUCUUAGAACUUAGCCUAAAUAAGCGUUUGGAAUGCCUAAACAAUAUUCCCCAAAAUGUUGAUGUUGUCCAGCGUUGUGGCAACGGUGUCCUUGAUAUUGGAGAAGAGUGCGAUUGUGGUGGACCAAGGCAAUGCAAGAAGGAUGGCUGCUGCAACCUCGACUGCACAUUUAAGGGGAAAUCCACUUGUUCCUCUGGACCAUGCUGUAGAAAUUGUCAGUACCUUCCAAAUGGACACGUCUGUCGGGACAAGGUGAACGAGUGUGACCUUCCUGAGUAUUGCAGUGGGACUUCAUCAUGGUGCCGCACUGACCUCUAUGUGCAAGACGGGACACCAUGCAGUGAGCAAGCAUCAUACUGUUAUGGAAAGAAAUGCUGGACCCACAACGCCCUGUGCAAAAGAAUCUUUGGUGAAGAAACUCAAAUGGCAUCAGAGAUUUGUUUCCAUACAUUGAACAGUAUUGGGGAUGGGAUUGGCAACUGUGGCCGUAACCACAGACUAAAGAAAUUUAUAAAAUGUGACGCGAAAGACAUCAUGUGUGGAAGACUACAUUGUACUGACAUCGUAAUUGUCCCCAAUGAUAUUAAAGAUGUGAAAAUUGUAAAGGUACCACUGGGGAAAACCAUGUGCUGGAGCAUAGAGUACCAUGGCAAUGUAGAUCGAUAUGAUGUUGGAGUGGUGCCCGACGGCACUGUGUGUGGCCCGAAAAAGAUCUGCAUGAACCGGACCUGCGUCUCUGCAAACAUUCUGAAGCAAGCGUGCAAUGCAGAGAAGAAAUGUAGCGGCCGAGGUGUUUGCAACAAUCGCAACAAUUGCCACUGUAAUGUGGGCUGGGCCCCACCCUUCUGCAAGUAUUGGGGUACAGGUGGAAGCAUUGAUGGAGGAUUUCCUUUAAUGUCCUGGAGCACCUCCCUAAUGAGAUAUACUUUUGGCACUGUCAUUCCUCUGGCAUUGCUGGCGAUCGCUGCCGUCACCGUCAUCGUGCCCAAAUUGUGGGGACUGAUGCCCAAACUUCGCCAACUGUGGGAAUCUAGAACUGUGAAGGUUUCUAACAGCUGAAGGAGAGAGGACUCUGAAAUGAAGAAUGUCAGAGCGUAAUACUGACCAGAUGGGCUUCUUGUUAUUAACUUGAAGGCCAACUAAGACAUCAGCUAACCUGGACAAUUCACUCCAAAGCAUCCCUGCCCAUGCAGUGUUGAACAAACAGUGUUGAACAAACACAUUGUCCUUGUCUCUAGAUUUUGAAAUUAAGAAAAUGUCCUUAUAAUGCUGUCUUUGUUCAAAUAAAUCUUCAAAUGUGUUCCAUUGGAAAGCAAGGGGGGAAGGUUUGUGCUGAAUUAAUUUAAUUUCAUUGCUUGGAAGUCACAUUCCAUACUCUGUAAACUUGUCAGAUACAGUAAAUCUUUAGAGACCAUCUGAGGUACCAAAUAGUAAGACUGUUCCUCUGUGAGUUCCAGCGACACUGAUUUGGGCCUUGUAUGAUUUAAUUCACAGCCAUA
Sceloporus undulatus (fence lizard) is the source of this 3949-nucleotide messenger RNA. Its product is annotated as disintegrin and metalloproteinase domain-containing protein 21-like. The coding region runs from base 1317 to 3509 and encodes 730 amino acids. Gene Ontology annotation, cellular component: external side of plasma membrane; sperm head plasma membrane; plasma membrane. Gene Ontology annotation, molecular function: metalloendopeptidase activity. The transcript has a single exon. The record is from RefSeq and is a predicted model, not a curated record. Lineage: Eukaryota; Metazoa; Chordata; Lepidosauria; Squamata; Phrynosomatidae. Gene Ontology annotation, biological process: male gonad development; proteolysis.